This is a messenger RNA of Argentina anserina (silverweed cinquefoil), 1335 nucleotides long. Its product is annotated as transcription factor MYB73. Gene Ontology annotation, cellular component: nucleus. Gene Ontology annotation, molecular function: DNA-binding transcription factor activity, RNA polymerase II-specific; RNA polymerase II cis-regulatory region sequence-specific DNA binding. The record is from RefSeq and is a predicted model, not a curated record. The transcript has a single exon. Gene Ontology annotation, biological process: regulation of DNA-templated transcription. The coding region runs from base 120 to 1043 and encodes 307 amino acids. Lineage: Eukaryota; Viridiplantae; Streptophyta; Magnoliopsida; Rosales; Rosaceae.
CGUUUUUAAUUUCCCAUAACCAGAAAAAGCUUCAAAACUCCCAAAAAAAUCAAACCCAUCUCCAUUGUUUGCUUCUAUUAUCUUUUGUGCAAUCAAGACUAGCCGAUCCGCCACGAAAUAUGAACAGGAAGGAAAUGGAUCGGAUCAAGGGCCCGUGGAGCCCUGAGGAGGACGACGCGCUGCAGAGCCUGGUGCAGAAGCACGGACCUCGGAACUGGUCCUUGAUAAGCAAGGCAAUUCCUGGGAGGUCCGGCAAGUCGUGCCGGCUCCGGUGGUGCAACCAGCUCUCGCCGCAGGUGGAGCACCGCGCUUUCACCGCGGAGGAGGACGACACCAUCAUCCGGGCCCACGCGCGGUUCGGGAACAAGUGGGCCACAAUUGCCAGGCUGCUCAACGGCCGCACCGACAACGCGAUCAAGAACCACUGGAACUCGACGCUCAAGAGGAAGUGCUCUUCGAUUAGCGACGAAGGGUUCGUGGGGGGAGGGUACGAAGGUCAUUUCUCCGAGCAGCCGCCUCUGAAGAGGUCGGUGAGCGCCGGGUCGGGGCUGCCCGUGUCCACGGAGCUGUUCAUGAACCCGGGCAGCCCGUCCGGGUCGGAUUUGAGCGACUCUAGCGUGCAGGUGAUGUCACCCUCCCACGUGUACAGGCCCGUGGCGCGAUCUGGCGGGGUUCUACCGCCAGUAGAAACGACGUCGUCUUCCAAUAACAACAGAAAUAUCAACCUCAACAGUGAUCCUCCAACUUCUCUAUCUCUCUCGCUCCCGGGUGUUGACAGCUGUGAGGUGUCUAACCCAUUGGGUGCGGCCGAGUCGACGCAGAACCACCAGGCUGCGGCUGCUGCUGCUAAUCAGCCGGCGGCGUACGAUCAGAUGAGGAGCUUUCCGGCGGAGCUGCUGGAGCUGGUGCAGGGGAUGAUAAAGGAGGAGGUGAGGAGCUAUAUGGAGGGGUUGGAGCAGAGUGGGUUUGGGGUGAUGAGGCAGCAGAAUACUGGGUUUAGGAAUGUUGCGGUGAAGCGAAUUGGGAUCAGCAGAAUUGAGUGAGUUAGUGGGUAGUUUGAGUGGGAAGCUCAAUGCAAGGGUUUGAGCUUUGGAGGAAGUAAGGGGUAGUUUUUACUAGAUAGGGGAAAGGGUGCAAAAAUGGUGGAAGUUGGGGGGAGCAGAAGAUAAAACUGGGCUGGUUGGGGGCUGGCUGGAGUGUUCUUUUAAUUUUUUCGCUUUCGUUAGGAAAAAUAAUUUUAAUAAUAUCGGUUAAUGUACAGAGUAAUGAGAGAGAUGAUGAUGAUGAAAAAGCCAUCCAUGAAAAAUUUAAGAAAAAAAGAAGAAAAAAAAGUAG